Molecule: messenger RNA, 669 nt
Organism: Trichomonas vaginalis G3
Lineage: Eukaryota; Parabasalia; Trichomonadida; Trichomonadidae
Product: homeodomain-like family
Exons: 1
Coding region: 1-669 (222 amino acids)
Source: RefSeq, a predicted model, not a curated record
AUGAGCGCAAAUCAUGAAGCUGGCGACAUCUGUUCAUCACCAAUAGCAGAGAGCGGUGAGCACUACGAAGGUGCAUCUGUUAAUGUAGGAGUAUCUUAUAAUUUCCCAAAGCCUGCCGAAUACGAUUCCUGGACACCAUGUAAGAAACAAUCUUGGGAUCAAUUGCAAACAAAUCCGAACGGUUUCUUCUACAGACAUGUGCUUCCGAAUGAGAAGAGAAAGAAUGGACCUUGGUCUGAAGAAGAAAAACAAUUAUUUAUUGAAGCCCUACGCAAACAACCAGCAGAAAACACCCAUUGGGGUCUAUUUGCCAGAAACAUCCCAGGACGAGUUGGAUACCAGUGCAAUGCAUUUUACAAGAAACUCAUUGCAAGUGGAGAGCUCCAAGAAAUUGCACCUGACAUAAAAUUUACGCCAUUACCUGCUAAGGCCGUGGAUGAAAAUGGAAAGGUCAUUGUUAGAAAGCGAAAACAGCAUAUAACGAUUGGCGGUGUCGAGGUAAUUCCAGGCCGCGAUUCGUUUGCCUCUGAGUCACUCUUAGAAUGUGUAGAUAUUGAACCAGUUGUUCUUAAAAACCAACCAGAAACGAUUUCAUUUAGAACUAAUGUUCUUCAAGCAAGUCCUCAACUUAGAAAGCAUUUCAUAUCUUCUUCUACUCUUUUCUUCUAA